UGCCCGAAUGCCCAUCUCAAAAAAGCUGGGGUUCAAUUGCGGUAGAUCUUGGUGUAUGCCCGAGUCCGUAAUAAGCUUUUGUGAGCAGGCAAAUGAACAGCAAAGCCCUCUUUCAACGGCUUGUUUCCCCGAGUGGUUGGGAAGAAGCAAGAAGCCUGAAUAUCGGUCACCCUCCAGCAGGUCUCUUUAUCCACGGCCCGAUCGCCGAGCUCGAAGUUGGGGUUUUUCUUGUCGAUGUCAGAAUUAAAACGCAGUCCCUGGAUGAUUACUCCGUUCUUUCCCCGGACAGCGACAGCCAACAACUCGCCGCAGCAAUGCAACAUCUAAAGUCCUUCGACUUCAUAACUGAUUGUGGACGUGAACAUGCGCUCAGCACGGUCGAGAUAGCGAAGCUUAGAGAGUUUUUCACAGCUAUGUGCAGUUCUCGGCUGCUAGAAAAUGUGAGGAUCUGUCUUGAGGGCAUGACGCCGCAAAACACGGGUAGCUUAUGGUCUUGCAUCCCCAAUUUCAAAUCGCCAAAGCUGAGAAAGCUCCGUUUGCAAUCUAUGGGACUCCAUCUUACCGAAUUAGCACCCUGGAUUGACGAACUGCUGGUUUCAUCGUCGCACCCAAUGUUGUGGCUGAAAAUGGAGCGAUUCGGUCUUUUGAGCGGAAAAUGGGCGGACGCGCUUGAUGUCUUGAGAGAAAAGGCCGUGCUUAUCAUUGAGCUUGAACGUCCGUGGAAUUUUGAGGAUGGGAUGACGGAGUCGUCUUGGCCAACCUGGCACGAAGUUUUCAAAAGACCAGCCCUCUCUGGCUUUUGCAAAGCUGACGAUUAUGUAAACGGAUGGAUCGAUCAGAACCCUCUCAGAACGAUUGAGUCAGAUGGAGAGUGA
This is a messenger RNA of Mollisia scopiformis, 875 nucleotides long. RefSeq lists its product as uncharacterized. The coding region runs from base 93 to 875 and encodes 260 amino acids. The transcript has a single exon. The record is from RefSeq and is a predicted model, not a curated record. Lineage: Eukaryota; Fungi; Ascomycota; Leotiomycetes; Helotiales; Mollisiaceae.